AUGCUAGAUAAAAUUGGAUCUCAUUAUGAACGGCAAGAAUCGAACUGGGUAGCUGAAGGAGGUUUUGGAAAUGAAACUGUGGUUGACCGAGUUCCAUCAGAUAUGAUGCAUCUGGUUGAUCCUUCUUGGUAUCAAUUUCCACCAAUGGAAUCAAUGUGGUACAAAUGGUUAGGUGUUACUAUAUUCUUCUUGGGCAUAUUAUCGGUCGUGGGUAAUGGAAUGGUGAUAUAUAUAUUUACCUGUACAAAAAAUCUUAGAACGCCAUCAAACUUACUGAUAGUUAACUUGGCGUUUUCCGAUUUCUGUUUAAUGUUCACCAUGUGUCCGGCAAUGGUUUGGAAUUGUUUUUACGAGACGUGGAUGUUUGGACCUUUUGCUUGCGAGUUGUAUGCUAUGUUUGGAUCAUUAUUUGGGGUUACAUCAAUAUGGACAAUGGUCUUUAUAGCUUUAGAUCGUUAUAACGUAAUAGUUAAGGGAUUAUCUGCGAAACCUAUGACAACCAAGUUAGCGCUAUUACAAAUAUUUUGUAUAUAUCUGCAUGGACUUUUCUGGACUUUAACCCCUUUUUUUGGAUGGAGCCGAUAUGUACCAGAAGCAAACAUGACAGCAUGUGGCACUGAUUAUUUAACUCUGACGUGGCAUAGUCGUAGUUAUGUAUUAAUAUACGCAAUUUUCGCAUACUAUUUACCAUUGCUUGUCAUCAUCUAUGCAUAUUAUUUUAUUGUGAAGGCAGUAGCAUCGCAUGAGAAAUCUAUGAGGGAACAAGCAAAAAAAAUGAAUGUUUCUUCUCUAAGAUCCGGAGACCAAAGCAAUACUAGUGCAGAAUUUAAGCUGGCUAAAGUGGCUUUAAUGACAAUAUCAUUAUGGUUCAUGGCUUGGACACCAUACAUGGUUAUCAACUUUGCUGGAAUAUUUCAAUUCAUGACAAUUGAUCCAUUAUUUUCAAUCUGGGGAUCAGUUUUUGCUAAAGCAAAUGCAGUAUACAAUCCAAUAGUAUAUGCAAUUAGUCAUCCAAAAUAUAGAUUGGCAUUAGAUAAGAAGUUCCCAUGUCUAGUAUGUGGAAAAUUAGAAGAUGAAAGGAGCGAUUCAAAAUCAGUUUCUUCUGCUCAAACAACUGUAUCUGAAGAUAAAGUCUAAAAAUUGAACUAACUUAAUCUCAUGGAAUAUGUUUAAUCAAACUAUCAGUCAUUUAUAUUGUUUAUAAAAAUUAUACCUUCAUUUCAAUUUUCUACGUAUUUUCCGUAUCCAUUGGGAUUGGUUCUGUUUCAAAGCAGCCUCUAGAGUAUCUUUGAUGUGAACCAAGUUUAAUGGAUCUGUUUGCAGGAAUAAUGAUUCGAAAAUAUUUUUUUUUUCUAAAUCUAAUUUCAAUGUAACAACUGGUACUGUUUGAUGUAAUAAAGAUCUUGAUCCCAUCUGUAUACAUAA
Messenger RNA from Rhopalosiphum maidis (corn leaf aphid), 1425 nucleotides. RefSeq names its product opsin-1-like. Gene Ontology annotation, biological process: visual perception; phototransduction; G protein-coupled receptor signaling pathway. The record is from RefSeq and is a predicted model, not a curated record. The transcript is spliced from 7 exons. The coding region runs from base 1 to 1137 and encodes 378 amino acids. Gene Ontology annotation, molecular function: G protein-coupled receptor activity. NCBI's taxonomy places the organism in Eukaryota, Metazoa, Arthropoda, Insecta, Hemiptera, Aphididae. Gene Ontology annotation, cellular component: membrane.